GGCAUCACCAGUAAGCUGAAGACGGGUUGGACGGAGCUUCGGAAAAGCUGCGCGCGCGUGUGGUUUAAGUAUUCUUUUAAAACAACUUAAAAAGUAAAGUUUCUCAAAUUACAGCGGCGGGAGUAAAACCAGCGAACAUCUCCUGAGAGAAGGAGGACAACAGUGGUGUUUGUGUCCCUCUGGAGGCGAUAAUCGAUUCUCCAGGGUGAUGGUGGUUCCAUAUGAGGGCCAGUCCUUCUCUGCCCUGAGGAGGCAGUGCCAGCAAAAUGGAUGUCUGUUUGAAGAUCCUCUGUUCCCUGCAUCUGAUCAGUCACUCUUCUACCAGAGCAACAACAUUGGCCGAGUCACAUGGAAAAGACCUAAGGAAUUAUGCAGCAACCCCCAUUUGUUUGUGGAUGGCAUCAGCGCUCAUGACUUGUACCAAGGCCAGCUGGGUAACUGCUGGUUUGUGGCCGCCUGUUCGAGUUUGGCCUCCAUAGAAGCACUUUGGCAGAAGGUGAUUCCUGACUGGAAAGACCAGGAGUGGGAUGAGAAGAACCCAGAGUCGUAUGCCGGAAUCUUCCACUUUCGAUUCUGGCAGUUUGGAAAGUGGGUGGACAUAGUAAUUGAUGACCGUUUGCCCACUGCAAAUGGAGAGCUUGUGUACUGCCACUCCAAUGACAGCAAUGAGUUCUGGAGUGCUCUGGUUGAGAAAGCGUACGCCAAGCUGUAUGGGUGUUAUGAAGCAUUGGAUGGGGGCAACACAUCGGAUGCCCUUGUGGAUUUUACUGGUGGUGUGUCAGAGCAAAUGGACCUUACAGAGGAUGGAUACAAAGAAGAUGAAGACAAAAGGAAUGAGCUGUUUGAGAGAGUACUUAAAGUCCACAACAGAGGAGGCCUCAUCAGCUGUUCAAUUAAGGCAACCAGUGCAGCAGAGAUGGAGGCCAAGCUUGCCUGUGGAUUGGUAAAAGGUCACGCCUAUGCAGUGACAGAUGUCCGACGAGUGAGGCUGGGACACGGCCUUCUGGCCUACUUCAGGUCUGACAAGCUCACCAUGAUUCGCCUGAGAAACCCGUGGGGGGAGAGAGAAUGGAGUGGACCCUGGAGUGAUAGCUCUGAUGAGUGGAAUAAGGUCAGUAAGAGUGAGAGGGAGAAGAUUGGUGUCACUGUGCAGGACGAUGGAGAGUUUUGGAUGAACUUUGAUGACUUCAUCGCCAACUUCACAGACCUCAUCCUGUGUCGCCUUAUCAACACAUCCUACCUGAGUUUGCAUAAGACCUGGGAGGAAUCUGUGAUGCUGGGGUCCUGGCAUCGUCAUGACGACCCGCUUCUCAAUCGUACAGGGGGCUGCACCAACAACAAGCACUCUUUCCUCCAGAACCCACAGUAUGUGAUUGACGUGAAGAAGCCAGAGGACGAAGUGCUGAUCUGUCUGCAGCAGAAGGACCGCCGAGCCACACUGAGAGGGGGCCGUGGAGAAAACCUGGCCAUCGGCUUUGACAUACACAGAGUGGAGUUAAACAGGAUCUAUCGUAUGCACAUCACCCAGCAGAAGGUCGGCGGCAGCACCUACAUCAACUCCAGGUCUGUGUUCGUACGCAUCGACCUGAAAGAGGGGCGCUACGUCAUCAUACCCACGACCUUUGACCCUGGCCUGGAGGGGGAUUUUCUGCUCCGCAUCUUCACUGAUGUGCCGUCUGACUGCAAGGAGUUGACUCUGGAUGAGCCUCCUCACACCUGCUGGUCGGGUCUGUGUGGUUAUCCUUCUCUGGUCACUCAAGUCCACGUACUGCAGGCUGACGGGCUUGCAGGGCAGGAUUCAGGUGGAGUGUCAGACCCCUACGUGAUCAUUCGCUGUGAAGGGAAGAAGGUUCGCUCUCCUGUCCACAACAACAUGUGCAGCCCUGUAUUUGAUACCAAGGGUCUGUUCUACAGGAACAAUGCUAAUCAGCCAAUCAGCAUAGAGAUUUAUAACCAUAACUUGGUGGCAGAUUCCUUCCUCGGUCAGGUGACACUGCGAGCUGAUCAAGGUGAUUUCCAGCAGAUUCUCCAUCUGAGAGACAAGGGCAACCGCCGUGACAACGACCUCCCUGGAACUGUCACUGUUGUCAUGAGGACCAGCAGUGUUCUCACCAACAUCUGAGUCGGACCACGUUCCAGAACAGCUGACAUGUUGUUCUCUCAGACAUGUUUACCAUAGUUUUGGUUUUCUGAAAAUACAAAAUAAAGUGAAUAGAAUGAUACACAUCCUGACAGAUGAAGACAAUCUCUCUCUCUCUGAUUUUUUUUUUCAUUUAUCCAUAAAAUUCUUUCACAUGUUCACUCUAUCUUUUACAGUAUGUUUACAGUACGUGCCAAGUGUGUUGAUAAUGACAAAGUAUUUUUAUUUUUAUUUGUUCUUAAUCAUUUUCUUUCCAGUUACCAAAUGUUUACCUGGUUUUGUGUAAUGAGUGGUAAUUGUUACUGAAGGCAGUGUUCAUUGCCAAUAGACUAAAUAAGUUUACAUAUUGUGUACGUAUUUUAAAUUGUCACAGAUCCACCUCGGACCUGAGCACAGUCAGGUCCAAACUUUGUGCAGUCUUACCAUGGUCCAGUUGCAAAUGUUAAGUUUAAGGACAUCACGCUGGUGUUACGUUUGAGCGUAGAAUUGCCUUUGGGUUGACCUCGGGUCAUGUCCAGUAAACCUGUGUCCCUUAUUGUAGAAACAGCAGUGGUCUUACUGUCCACCAGGACUCUGCGAUUAGCAACAAGACUUCACCACCAACCUGGGAUCUGUCUGUCCUUAUUUUGUCUUUGUUCGUUAUGCGUGUUAAAAUAACUAAUGUGGCCCAAGACAGGAGGUUCACUGGUCCAAACCCAUUUCUGUCAGACCCCAAAAUAUCAGAGCUGAAUAUACAAUCCAUUCAUCCAGUGCUUGACCUACAGGGGAUACCUACUCAAAAUGUCCUCUAGGAGUCCAGUGGGAUUUCUUACAGGACAAAUGCCAUUUCUUGUUUUAGGUACGUUUUAAAGUCUGUUACCAGUGAAGAGGAAGCAAAUACCAUAUUAAGAAUUUACAUCAUUCUCAUCUGGCAACAUGAAGAGGAGUUUAAUGCAGUCUGUUACCUGCGAAGAGGAGAAAGAACAGAUUUAUCAUUUCAUCUUUUUAACUUUUGUCAGUGAGUUGGAGUAGAUAUAUUAAGAUUGAUUUCCACAUUUCCCCUCUGUGUUAAUCUGUCCUUUAUGUUAUUGUGAAAACCUAAAUCUGAAUCUCAUUCAGGACCUAACUAGCCCCUGUAGUGUCAAUAAACUAAGUGGGAAACUGAAGGAUUGUUCUGUGGAUGGGAGACCUGUGCACCACUCACUUUUUAUCCUGUCAGGGAUUUUUAUAAUAAAUGCCUUAACACAC
Messenger RNA from Thalassophryne amazonica, 3367 nucleotides. RefSeq names its product calpain-5-like. Lineage: Eukaryota; Metazoa; Chordata; Actinopteri; Batrachoidiformes; Batrachoididae. Bases 209 to 2122 code for a protein of 637 amino acids. Gene Ontology annotation, molecular function: calcium-dependent cysteine-type endopeptidase activity. The record is from RefSeq and is a predicted model, not a curated record. The transcript is spliced from 13 exons. Gene Ontology annotation, cellular component: cytoplasm. Gene Ontology annotation, biological process: proteolysis.